Molecule: messenger RNA, 2834 nt
Organism: Aricia agestis (brown argus)
Lineage: Eukaryota; Metazoa; Arthropoda; Insecta; Lepidoptera; Lycaenidae
Product: E3 ubiquitin-protein ligase Topors-like
Exons: 4
Coding region: 226-2298 (690 amino acids)
Biological process (GO): protein polyubiquitination; protein monoubiquitination
Molecular function (GO): metal ion binding; ubiquitin protein ligase activity
Source: RefSeq, a predicted model, not a curated record
AAGAAGUUACAAAGCUAAACUAACUUUACAAUAUCGAUUGUUCUCCCAAAAAGUUUUACAGACAUGGAAAUUGAUAACGGUUAUAAAUCAAAAUGGAAUCUGUUAUUGAUCUUAUUUGGAUCAGAAUGUGCAGUAAUGGCAAAGUGUCAAACCUUUUAUAGCCUGUUUAUAGCUUUAUAAAAAGUGCAUGUUUGUAUUUGAUCAGGUGUUGAGAAAUAAUUGGCAAUGGAGACAAUACCAGCUGCUGUUCAAGAUGACAGUUCAAGUGCAAAUCCCAGUAGUGUGAAAAGUGAUGACAGCAGCCCCAGGAAUGAGGGGUGCAGAGGCUCCCCACCGCCAAACUGUGCCAUAUGCCUCGGUACAUGUAGAAAUAAAUCCUUCACAGACUCUUGCCUACAUCAGUUCUGUUUUAAAUGUCUUCUUACUUGGAGCAGAGUUAAAGCAGUAUGUCCUCUCUGUAAACAAAAUUUUCGAUCUAUUAUUCACAAUGUGCGGUCCAAUCACCAAUAUGAGGAGUAUAUGGUGGAACAGCAACCGCCGGAGGAGCCAGCCCACAGAAUUGACAUUGACAGCCUGGUCACAAGGCGAUUUAGAUACAGGACAACUUUAACACUACCGAGGCGGGAGACUCUGGCCUUCCAGCAACUACUGAUGCAUCACUACCCGAUGGUAGCAGAGGUGUUCCCGCCGCCCUCUCCCACCCCGCGCCGCCGCUCGCCACACUCCUUCAGGCGGUCAGUCUACAGAUACAACCUGUGGGCCCGGCCUCUUCCAGAUUUUACAGGCAGAUUCAGAGACUGCACCCCAGAAUUUUACAGGUACAAUAGUUCACAAAUGCAUCGCCUGGUGCCUUGGCUCAAUAGAGAAUUGCACUAUUUGUUGAACGAGAAUGACGGACACAUCUCGUAUGUGGUGGCUCGAAUCCUGGAGCUCCUCCCGCAGUAUCACAUCAACUCCACCGAGUUCAGGGAGGAGAUGACGCGGUAUUUCGGCGAGCGAACCGAGCACUUCCUCCACGAGCUUUACUGCUUCGCCUCGACGCCGUACGACAUGACCGGCUACGACAGACACGUCCAGUACACCACCAACAACAGAAUCAUGACGAUGGUCAACGAGGUCAUCUCGAGCUCCGAGUCCGAGGCGACCGUCGACUCCGACAUCGUGAUGGUGUCGAGCUCGGAGCCCGCGGAGCCCCCCGCCGGCCCCUCCCGCGUGCCCGCCCCCGUCUACCCGCAGAACUACAUCCCGGAGCCGUCCACCGCACGCGACAACGUCAUUCCCAUCGAGACCAUCUCGCACUCCGACACUGACGACGACUCGUCCGAGGUGAUGGUGGUAGGGUACAUCAAGCCCCCGCAGGACAGGACGCCCGAGGUGGUGGACCUGCUCGGCUCCGAUAGCGACGUCAUCGUGCAGGAGAACUCGCCGGAGCGCCCGCGGAACUCGGCCCCGGAGGCGCGGCCCCCGCUGAUCGUCAAAUUAAAGCUGCAGAAGCAGAGCGACCGGGCGCUGCCCGCGGCGCCGAGCGAGAGCGACGAACAGAGCGACGGCAGCACGUACACGCCGCCGCCGCGCCGCUGCCCGCACGCCGGCGACGCCUACGCCACGCCCCCGCCGCCCACCGCCGACGGCUGGAGCUCCUCCUACUCGCCCUCCUCCUGUUCACCCUCCUCCCCCUCCUCUCGCUCCUACUAUAGCUCCAGCACCGCCUCCUCGAUCAGCUCUAGCGACACGGAGGAGAGCCCCCGGCGGAGGAGACGCCGGAAAUCUACCUCCCCCGACAGGCACAAAAGGAGGAGUAAACGCCCGUCGCGCUCGCAUCACCGAAGUAAAAAAGUCAAACCCUCGUCCAGCAGGGACAAGCACAGCAAAAGAAAAAGCCACUCCGGAAAGGGCGUCAAGAGCACGAAGAGCAGGAGCGAAGCCAGCACCUCGAGGGCGGCGGAAGAGCUCCGGCCGGUUUCGGCGGAGCCCGGCACGAGCGGGCUCGCCGGCAGGAGGAAACGGAAACGGGAUAGGGCCCACGACCGCCGCUCCAGCCGUGAGAGUAAAAGACUGAGGAGUGUCGUCAACGUCGUCAGCAGCAGGCGAGAUGACUCGGCGUCGCCGCUGCGCGCCGCCGGGGAAAACCGAAACGAAAACCAAUCCAAUAUACCUCAUAAUAAUACGAGUGACAUAGGUUCCCAGGUGGAAGUGGAGGUUUGCGCGAGGGACGAGGAAGCUGACAACACAGAUUCCGAUGAUCUCCCGUUGAACUUGUCUGUAGGAAAAUCAAUAAUGUCGUCAUCAAAAAUGUGAUAAUGUACGUGUAAUAAAAAUAUGUAUCAAUAUUAAAUUAGUGAUCAGUGACAAGCAAAUUUAUUGAGUGGUUUGAUAAAAGUUCUCAUUGAUCAAUUCUAAGUUUUAAUUUUUUCUCAUUUUGCGCUGAUCGAGAUUUCGCCAUUGUCUCUAAAUAUUUUCAAAGUAUAUUAAAUAGCAUUAAGCAAAUUCGCAAGUACUGUAGACCAGGCAAUUAUGUGACCAGAAAAUGUUACUAUUUCUUCCUCUGCAUUUGAGGCUUUAUCUAUAAACUCAAUAGACUACCUAUAGGGAGUUGAGAGUAUCCAAAAUAUUACAACAUUCAACAAAUACAAGGUAUAGUAAUUUGAUUGAUUAUUAUAAUCAUAAAUUCAUAACAAUUAUAUUAUGUGUUGUGAAAUUUUAAGACUGCUUGGCGAAACUGGAAAGGAAAAGCGCAAUGUACGAUUUUUAGAUCUCUUUGGUGGGGCGUCCGUGCCUAAUGGGAAGACCUUCGGUUCGCACUCCAAGAGAGUGCAGGUUCGAACCCGGGUGGA